GCUGGAGCAGCAAUGGCUGAGAAAAGACCACCAAAAGAAGAUCCGGUCAACAUGGUGAAGUUAAUGGCCAGGAACGUGCUUGAUGGCAUUUUUGAUGAUUUGAUGGAAAAUAAAGUGUUAACUAGGGGUGAGUUACAAAGAUUAGGGGAAGAAGUGGACCACAUUGUGAACAGGACUGGAGACCUGGUUGAUGAUCUCACUGAGAAAACGCAAAUGGCAGGCAAAAUAUUUAAGGACCGUUUCUUCAACCCCAAGAAACAACUGAGUUUAAAUAUAUCCAGUGAUGGAGAAUGAAGGCUGGACACGCCUGGCCUCAUCAUCUGCAACAAAGAAUUUGACUAUCUUUCUAAUCAAUAUGGUUCUGAGGUUGACCUUUUGGGAAUGCAAGAUUUGCUUGAAAACCUUGGAUACUCAGUGGUUGUAAAAGAGGAUCUCACAGUUCUGGAAAUGGAAACAGCGCUAAGACAGUUUGCUGCCCGCCAAGAGCACCAGUCCUCAGACAGCACAUUCCUUGUAUUUAUGUCACAUGGCAUCAUGGAUGGAAUCUAUGGGACAAAAUUCACAGAAAAAGACCCAGAUAUUCUUCGUGAUGAUACCAUCUUCCAAAUUUUCAACAGCCGUAACUGCCAGAGUCUAAAAGACAAACCCAAGGUCAUCAUUAUGCAGGCCUGCUGAGGCAAAGGUGCUGGAGUUGUUUGGGUGACUGACAUGGGAGAAGCCUCUGCAUAUAGGUAUGACCAGUUCUUGCAGUGUUCCAUCUGGAAUGAUGCCAUUACAAAGAGCCAUGUGGAGAAAGACUUCAUUGCUUUCAAAUCUUCGACUCCACAUAAUGUUUCUUGGAUACUUUACACAAAUGGCUCACUCUUCAUUUCCCAACUUAUCUACUACUUCAACGAAUAUUCUUGGUGUUAUCAUUUGGAGGAGAUUUUUCGAAAGGUUCAACAUUCAUUUGAGACCCCAAAUGUACUGACCCAGAUGCCCACGAUUGAAAGAGUAUCCAUGAUACGAUAUUUCUACCUCUUCCCAGGGAAUUAAAAUCAUGCAAAGCAUUCAGGUAAAUGUAUCCAAGAAGUGGAUUUGGGUUUUCCCUGCUCAGAGUCUAUACAAAAA
Molecule: messenger RNA, 1110 nt
Organism: Balaenoptera ricei (Rice's whale)
Lineage: Eukaryota; Metazoa; Chordata; Mammalia; Artiodactyla; Balaenopteridae
Product: inactive caspase-12-like
Biological process (GO): proteolysis; regulation of apoptotic process
Molecular function (GO): cysteine-type endopeptidase activity
Source: RefSeq, a predicted model, not a curated record